AUGCUCUCUCGCUGCCGGGCCCUCAAUCCACUCCGCCUCAGCAGCUGCAAGAUUGGGCUAAACCCUUGGUUUCGCUCGUAUCACAACGCGAUCGCAAAGUUCACCACCAUCGAUCCAAAGGGUGUACCUGUUUCCUACAAAAUCGGAAUUAAGAUCGGUGAACCUAAUGAGAGCUAUGUGUACGUUGAGCCUGAAGUCGGGAACGCUAUUAAAUCUGCAAUUAUACGCCAGCUUGGAUCGGACCGAUCAGACUAUCGCGAAACGCUUCCCCUCCAAUUUAACCAUAAUUCUCGUCACUUCUCUCAUAAGUCUGUAUCGCUUCCUCGUAUUGAAAUCCCUCAAAACUUGGGUCAGUCAAAUAGCAACAUGAGUCCUGCUACACUCUGGCUUUCUGGCAACUGGUAUGCUAUUACACUUGAUGGAACACCCGAUGAGAGCUUUGAACGAAUGUCAAGAGAAAGUGCCAGCGAACUCAAGGGCGCACUGGAGAAGUUGAAGGACAGCUAG
Ilyonectria robusta is the source of this 507-nucleotide messenger RNA. RefSeq lists its product as uncharacterized. The transcript has 3 exons. The coding region runs from base 1 to 507 and encodes 168 amino acids. NCBI's taxonomy places the organism in Eukaryota, Fungi, Ascomycota, Sordariomycetes, Hypocreales, Nectriaceae. The record is from RefSeq and is a predicted model, not a curated record.